AAUAGGACAGUUUGUCAAUUAUAGAGUAUCAGGUGCAUUAUGCAAUUUUCCAUCCUAAACUCACCGACUCUACUUGCUUCUUCUUCUAGCAUAAGACGUAGCACAAUUCCUUGCCACCGAUCAAGACCCAUUUCUUAAAUACCACUUUUCUUCACCUCGCAAUCUCAGUCUAUAAUUCCCGAAAUCAGAGACCCAAUUCGAGAAAAAUUCAUAUGAACGCCAGGCAGCUGUUCCUCUUGAUCUUCACAUUCACAACACUUUCCUCACAUUAAUCGGCUUAACCAAAGCAAUGCUAACCCGAAGGCCUUUAAUGGAGUUCUUAAUCGGUUUCAACUCGGAAACCUGGAAAAGAAGAAUAACCCGAUGGUUUUCCAGCGAUUCAGGGAAGAGAUUCGGAGCAGUAUGGGGUAAUGGCGAUUUCGGGAGGCUGGGGCUUGGUAAUUUGGAUUCUCAAUGGAGCCCUGUCCCCUGUUGUUCUGCCUUCGAUCGAGAAAUGCUCAAGGAUAUAGCUUGUGGCGGUGCUCACACUCUGUUCUUGACAGAUGUUGAGAGCAAUCUCCUAUGUUUGUGAAGAUGUCAGAUGUGUACGAGUAAAAGCUCACGAAUUAUACCCCCUCCUUUGGCAGAAUCUGGACGGGUUUAUGCUACUGGUCUUAAUAAUUUUGGGCAGCUGGGAAUUUCAGAUGAAAAGAGCUUUUCUAUUGAGCCUGUUGAGGUUAGAAUUCCGAAAGAAGCUAUGCAUAUUUCAGCUGGAUAUAAUCACUCUUGUGUUAUUACAGCUGAUGGAGAACUGUAUAUGUGGGGGGUGAAUUCAAGUGGACAGCUUGGCCUUGGAAAAAAGUCAGCUAAAGCGGUACACCUACCUACGAAAGUAGAUAGCUUAGAUGGGAUUGUAAUUAAGAGGGCUGCUUUGGGCUCAGAUCAUUCGAUUGCUGUUGCUGAUGGAGGUGAAGUCUUUAGUUGGGGAGAUGGACGAUCAGGUAGAUUGGGUCAUGGGCAUGAGUCAACAUUUUUGGGUUUUCUAAAAAGUACCAGUGAACAUACACCCAGGCUAAUUAAAGAACUUGAGGGGAUCAAGGUUAAACAUGUUGCAGCAGGGAUGCUGCACUCCGCUUGUGUAGAUGAAAAUGGAGCUGUUUACAUAUUUGGUGAAAGGGCAACAAACAGAGUGAGCUUUGGUGAGGCAAACAAGGCAACGACACCAUCAAUGAUCAGCACACUCUUGGGCUGCGAAGAAGUUGCCUGUGGUGGUUAUCACACGUGUGUCCUAACAAAAGGUGGGGACCUGUACAGUUGGGGUUCGAAUGAGAACGGUUGCCUUGGGAAUGGGUCCACAAGUGUCUCUCAUCUCCCUGAAAGAGUUGAAGGACCCUUUUCAAAAUCUCCUGUAAGCAAGGUUUCUUGUGGAUGGAAACACACAGCAGCUAUCUCAGGUGGCGCUAUCUUCACGUGGGGCUGGGGAGGCUCUCACGGAACGUUUUCUGUGGAUGGCCAUUCUUCUGGGGGCCAGCUGGGGCAUGGAAGUGAUGUUGACUAUGUGAAACCGACAAAGAUCGAACUUGGAGAAAAUGUGAAGGCAGUACAAGUCUCCUGUGGUUUCAACCAUACUGGUGCCAUACUCGAAUACAAGUGAGUUUCUGAACUUUUAACCACGACAUACAUCCAAGUAUAACAGUAAUUGAGCAAGGCGUGUUCAUAAAUUUUCGGUCCAAAGUCAUCACAGUCUGUAUCAUUUAUAUAAAUACAUCAUCACCGGAAAAUAAACUUGAAAUUUGUAUAUGAUAUGCUUCUGGUGUCACAGAAAUAAUCAUGGAAUUGGGAGAUUGCCCAAUUCUGAGAUAUUUAUUCGACAUUCAAUCUAGAAUGGUUCUUUGCAGCUCAA
Molecule: messenger RNA, 1882 nt
Organism: Cucumis melo (muskmelon)
Lineage: Eukaryota; Viridiplantae; Streptophyta; Magnoliopsida; Cucurbitales; Cucurbitaceae
Product: ultraviolet-B receptor UVR8
Exons: 15
Coding region: 581-1633 (350 amino acids)
Biological process (GO): ubiquitin-dependent protein catabolic process; protein ubiquitination
Molecular function (GO): ubiquitin protein ligase activity
Source: RefSeq, a predicted model, not a curated record